AUUAAAAAAUAUUAAAAUGUAGAACAGUUAUAUCAUUUAAAUAAGUUAUAAACAUUAAUUAAUAAGUUGGAUAGAUAUGAAUGUUGGAUGAAUAUUUUGUAUAGGGAUAAGGUGCUGAUGUGUAGUAAAAUCACUAGGGAAUAAAACUCAUUAACAACUAGUGACGCAAAUCGCCAUUUACGAACGAUAAUAAUUGAUAACGGGUAACCAAACAAUUGACUUAGAUGUCAACGGAGAAUUUUUAUAUUGUUCGAUUUUAAUAAAUUUUAAGUACUUGAAAAUAUAUCAACUGCUACUUUUGAACCGUUUAAAUUGAGUAUGUUAUAAUAGAUGUAUAAUUUUUUAUAGUUAACACUCAGUAAGACUCAUGGAAUUUUAUUAGCCAAUUGAAAAUUUAUCAGAAAAGCACUGAAGCAGUAAGUUCUUCAAAAGCAUUUUAUUGUAAUCACACAUUCUAUUAAUUUUUACAUGAUUUAUCAUCUCUUUUUUUGUAAUGGUUAGCAAUAAUUAUUUUAUUUUGAAAUCUAUUUAAAUUGUAUAAUAAAUUAUGGUUAUAUUAUGAUUUUAAUAAAUAACACAACCACUAUGAAUAGUUCUGGUCAAAGUAAUGAAUCUGUUAGUAAAGUCUGUGGUGAUUUAUUAAGUAGCUCUGCUUGGAGUGCUGUUAUUCAUCAACCUGCUCAUGACUCUGAUCUAGAAGAUUUACCCUCUACAGUAGAUAUGGAUGCUAUUAAAGAUCCUAUAACAACACCUCAUAAUACAAUAAAUAGUCAAGUUGCUGAAUAUUCUGAAUCUGAUUCAGAAUCUGAAUCUGAGUCAGAAAAAGAAAAGUAUUGUACUAAAAAAUUUGGUUAUUCGUCUGUAGAUGAUGAUAAUAUUGAUGACUCUUCUGAUACAUCUUUAUCAUCUUAUUUACCAUGGUCUAAAAGAAGAGCUUUAGAUAAACAACAAAGAAGUAGUAAAGACUCCAUAGAUUCUCAUAACUCAAGUUCUAGUUCAAGUGAUGAAUCAAGUUCAUCAUCAAAAUCAACUAAUUUUCUUAAUAAACAGUCUAAAUAUAAUGGUUCAUCUAGUGAAGAAUCAAAAAAAAAAGAGUAUUGGCAAGAAGAAUCUAAAAAGUCAUUUUCUUCUAGUUCAGAUAUUGAUAAACUAGAAAAUAUGGAUUCUGAUAAUUUACAAGUUAUUAAUCAAGAAGAUUUAGCAAAAAUAUUAUCUGAUGUUGAAAAUCAAAAUUUUUCUAACUGUUUUGAUGAUGUACAACCAAAAAAUUUAAGUGAUAGUACUGAUUCUAGUGAUGUAGAAAUAAAAGAUGAAGUUGUGAAUAAUGCAAUUGUCAGAUUAGAUCAUAGUUCAGAGAAUGAAAAUGAACUUCCUUAUUCAUCUAAAUUAUUAGAAGAAUUUGUUGAAAAAACUCAAACUAUGUCAGACCAAAUAAGCUCUAGAGCCUCUGCACAUUUAUUAGAUAAAAAAGACAAAAAUGAAAAAGAAAAUUUAAUGAAACGAGGUAGAGGUAGACCAAAAGGUUCAUGUAAAAUACGUGGAAAAUCUGAAAAUAUUUUACCUAAAUUAUCAGCAAGCUUAAAACGUGGACCUGGUAGACCAAAAAAAAUGCCUCCAUUAUUAGAACCAAAUAGUCCAACUCCUGUAAGUUUAGAAUUAGAAUCUCUUGAAAAAUUACAGUCUGAAAAAAAGAAGAAAAAGCACAAAAAAAAGAAAAAAAAGAAGAAGAAGAAGCAUAAAAAGUCUCUAAAUCCUAAAUUUAUUGCUGAAAUGGAUAAUCUUGUUGUUUUGUUUAUUCAAUGUUUAAAUAUUUCUAAAAUGCCUGACAGUAUUAGAGCAAAAUCUAGUUCCUUGAAAUCUAAACAAAGAGAUAGAUCUAGUAAAAAAAGGAAAGCAGAAAAAGCAAGUUAUAGUGAUAAUGAUAUUGAUAACAAAAGAAAAAAAGGUGGAUCUCCUGAUACAUCAAGAGAUUCAGAAACUACCAAUGACCAAAGAUUACCAUUAAAAAAAAGACAUUAUCAUAUAACAUCAUCUACUGGUAUAGAAGUUGCUUAUUUAGAUGAUGUAUCUAGGGAUGAAAAUUCAGGCAGUGAAUCUGAUAAAAAACCUAAAAUUUUAAAAUCUAAAUCUGAAGUAAAGAAAAAAUCUGGAUUACGAAGUUAUUCUGCUAUAUCAGAAGUGAAGUUAAAUGAAGGUGAAAAAAAAGAAGAAUCUAAGCCUAAAAAGCCUCCUGCAGGAGUAUUUGUACCAACUGUAGAAAUUCCAAAUUGGACUUUAAAGAAAAAAAUAGAUGACUGCAAUAUUAAAAAAUUAAAGAUUAAUAAAUCUGGAAAAGAAACUUCGGGAGUUAAAUUAAAAAGAAGAAAGAAAUGUAUUAAUCGUACUGGCUUUCCUGUCAAGAAAAAAAAAAAAAAGCGUGCAGAACUAUCUACUCCUGAAAUUUCACAAGUGAAACCUAAAAUCAAUGAUUCACAUCUGAAAUCUGAUUUAAUUGAACCGGAACGAAGAAGUAUUCGAGCUGUUGUUUUAAAUAAGCUUAAAGAAAAAAAAAAAGAUGAAAAAGAAGAUAGUGAAGCAAUUAACAUAAAUGUAACAAAAAAACUAAAAUUAGAUCAAGUAGAUGUAAAACCUCAUAAGAAAAAGGCUGACAAAAAACAUGUUAUACAAUCAUGGAAUUAUAGAAAAUUGAAAACUAAUGUAUAUUAUGACUUUAAACCAGUAUGUACUUAUGAAGCUCAAGCAUGUAACUGUAAAAUUCCAUUAGAGGGCAAAGGAUGUACUGAUGAUUGCAUUAAUAGAAUGAUAUUUGCUGAAUGCUCACCAGACUUAUGUCCAUGUAAUGAAAAGUGUUCCAAUCAACGCUUACAAAAACAAGAAUGGGCACCUGGUUUAGUAAAAUUUAUGACUGAAGAAAAAGGAUGGGGAAUAAAAACUUCUGAAGAAGUUAAAAAUGGCGAGCUACUUCUAGAGUAUGUUGGAGAAGUAGUUAGUGAACAAACAUUUAAAGACCGCAUGACUUCUAUUUACAAAAAUGAUGUUCAUCAUUAUUGUUUAAAACUUGAUGGUGGCUCAGUAAUUGAUGGUCAUAGAAUGGGAGGUGAAGCAAGAUUUGUCAAUCACUCUUGUGAACCUAAUUGUGAAAUGCAAAAAUGGAGUGUAAAUGGUUUGUUUCGUAUGGCAUUAUUUGCUCUUCGUGACAUAAAACCUAAUGAAGAAUUAUGCUAUGACUAUAAUUUUUCCUUGUUUAAUCCUGAUGAAGGGCAAUUGUGUAAAUGUAAAUCACCAAACUGUAGAGGUGUUAUUGGAGGUAAAUCACAACGAAUAGCAAAAAGUUCUCCAAGUGUUGUAACUAAUUUACCAACUAAUAGAAACCGUUCUCGAAAAGCUAUUCCGAAUACAAAUAGUUCACCAAAAAAAUCUACCUCCAUUGUUAGUAUUCAACAAAAGCUUAUUUCGAAUUCCCCUAUAGUAAUAGAUCAAGAAGAAAAAGAAUUGAUUUUCUUGCAUAAGAUAUGUUUGUAUAGAAAUAUUAUGAAAAUAGACAAGAUUCGAAUGAAAAAGAGAGGGAAAGAAAACAAACCCAAUCAAGCUGAAGUUUUUAGAGCACAAAUGAAUGCCCUUACUAAUAGUUGUUCAGUAAGAACAAGAAGAUUAACAACUGCCCAGAAUGAUCCAGAAAUGGAAAGAAAAGCAAAAUUAGCCACCAUUUUUAAACAGCUUUAUGAUAUAAUAAGUAAUGCUAAAGAAGAAACUGGUGAGUUACUUGCAAUGCCAUUCAUUUUAUUACCUUCAAAACGUAAAUCUCCCAAUUAUUAUCAAAAAGUUCAAGAACCAAUUGAUUUAACCACAAUUGGAAAUAAUAUUGAAAGUGGUGGUUAUGAUACUGUCAUGGAUUUUGAUUCAGAUAUUUUAAAGUUGUUAACAAAUAAUAUGAAAUACUAUGGACGGAUUUCUGAUUUAGGUGUUCUAUCUACUCGAUUAAGAAAAAUUUAUAAUUUAGCAAAGCUAGAAUUUGUUCCUAAGAUUGAAGAAAUAUUAGAUAAACCUAUUCCUGAAGCAUUUAUUGCUGAAAAAAAUAAUCCAGGUGGUGAUCAUGAUGAUGUAGUACGAUGUGUAUGUGGUUUACAUGAAGAAGAAGGUCUUAUGAUUCAAUGUGAACGUUGUUUAGUAUGGCAACAUUGUGAUUGUAUUAAAGCUGAUCCUGGUAACGUAGAAAAUUAUUUGUGUGAACGUUGUGAUCAUCGUGAAGUUGAUUAUGAAAUUCAAUUACCAAAUAGGCCUGGUUAUGCAGAACCAAAUGAAACUCACUACUUAACCUUGCUGCGAGGUGAUUUACAAAUACGUAUUAAUGACACUGUGUAUGUACUCAGAGAUAUAUUAAAUCCUGAAACUGGAAGAUCACAUUCUUACAAAACAAUUAAAGACUUUAAAUAUUCAGAUUGUGAUAUUUUUAGAGUUGAACGACUUUGGAAAAAUGAAUCUGGUGAACGUUUUUCUUUUGGCCAUCAUUAUUUAAGACCACAUGAAACAUAUCAUGAACCAACAAGAAAAUUUUACCCUAAUGAAGUUGUUAGAGUUCCUAUAUAUGAGAAGAUUUCUUUAGAUCUUAUAAUGGGUAGAUGCUGGGUUCUUGACCCCUCAACUUAUAGUAAAGGUUACCCUAUUGGUGCUAACCAUGAACAUUUAUAUAUAUGUGAGUAUAGAGUUGACAAAGGAGCUCGUAUGUUUGCCAAAAUGAACAAAUCUAAAAAUCCGCCAAUUUGUACAAAAAGUUAUGCUUUUGAAAAGUAUGAUCAAAAGUUGAAGUUAUCAAGAACUUUUGCUCCUCAUGGUCUUAUGGUUAAAGUUUCUAACAAUUCUGCCCCGUCACGACCUAAACAUAUUGAAACCAUUCCACCUUCUAAAAAAUUAUCUAAAGCGCAAGUUUCAGUUAAAAAAUUAAGAUUAGAUAGCAUUUUGAUCAAGCUUUUGAGUAAAUUUCCAGAAGAAGAUAAAGUGGAUGUUACGUAUUUAUUAGAACCUGGUAGACGACACAGAAAAAAACCUUCCUUUCUAGAGUUAUAAUUUUAAAGUAUUAUUUAUCUUGACAAACUAUCAAAAAUAUUGUUUAAAAAAUUAAGUUUUGAAUUGUAAAUAAAAAUUGUUUAAAAAUGUAAUUUUAUCUUGAGCACUCUUUACAUCUUUAUUAUUAUGUUAUUGAACUUGACUUUCUUUAUAUUAUUUGUAUAUUAAUACUUGAAAAAAAGUGAUUUUAAAUGUAUUCUAUUGUUAAUAAUAUUGUUAUGUUACUGUGUAAUGCAAUUAAUAU
Molecule: messenger RNA, 5308 nt
Organism: Daktulosphaira vitifoliae (grape phylloxera)
Lineage: Eukaryota; Metazoa; Arthropoda; Insecta; Hemiptera; Phylloxeridae
Gene: ash1
Product: histone-lysine N-methyltransferase ASH1L
Exons: 2
Coding region: 559-5064 (1501 amino acids)
Cellular component (GO): nucleus
Molecular function (GO): histone methyltransferase activity; protein binding; chromatin binding
Source: RefSeq, a predicted model, not a curated record